UGCGCAGCGGGCGGAGCCUGUGGAGGUCCUGACGGGAAGGUCUUUUUGUUUGGGCCGCUGAGAGAGUCGACACUUGGUUUGAUUCCCCUGGUUAACAACCGUUUUUUAUCUGCAUUAAUUUCGGGUGUCUUUUAUGAAUAAUCAAAAGCAGCAAAAGCCAACGCUAACCGGCCAGCGUUUCAAAACGAGGAAAAGAGAUGAAAAGGAGAGAUUUGACCCUACUCAGUUUCAAGAAAGUAUCGUACAAGGCUUGAAUCAAACUGGCACUGAUUUGGAAGCGGUUGCAAAGUUCCUUGAUGCCUCUGGCGCCAAGCUUGACUACCGCCGGUAUGCAGAGACACUCUUUGACAUCCUGGUGGCCGGUGGGAUGCUGGCCCCAGGGGGGACUCUAUCUGACGACAUGACCCGCACUGAGUUCUGCCUCUUCACGGCACAAGAAGACCUGGAGACAAUGCAAGCAUAUGCUCAGGUUUUUAACAAGCUGAUCAGGCGUUACAAGUACCUGGAGAAGGGUUUCGAAGAAGAGAUCAAGAAGUUGCUGCUGUUUCUAAAGGGGUUCACUGAGUCUGAGCGCAACAAACUGGCCAUGCUUACCGGUAUCCUGCUGGCCAACGGCAACAUAUCAGCCUCCAUCCUGAACAGCCUCUUCAACGAGAACCUCGUCAAAGAGGGAGUAUCUGCAGCCUUCGCUGUCAAGCUGUUCAAGUCAUGGAUCAAUGAGAGGGACAUCAACUCUGUUGCUGGCAGUCUCCGCAAAGUCGGCAUGGACAACAGGCUGAUGGAACUCUUUCCUGCCAACAAACGGAGCUGCGAGCAUUUUUCUAAGUACUUCACUGACGCCGGGCUGAAGGAGCUAUCUGACUUCGCCCGAAACCAGCAAUCCAUCGGCGCCCGCAAGGAGCUGCAGAAGGAACUGCAGGAGAUGAUGUCCCGUGGUGACCCUCAGAAGGAGAUUAUCGCCUUCACCAGGGAGGAGAUGAAAAAGGCUGGCCUCUCUGAGCAGGCCAUGAUCAGCAUCAUCUGGACCAGUGUGAUGAGCUGCGUUGAGUGGAACAAGAAGGAAGAGCUGGUGACCGAACAAGCCAUCAAACACUUGAAGCAAUACAGCCCUCUGCUGAAAGCCUUCACCUCCCAGGGUCUGUCCGAGCUCAGUCUGCUGCUGAAGAUCCAGGAAUACUGCUACGACAACAUUCACUUCAUGAAGGCCUUUCAGAAGAUCGUGGUGCUCCUCUACAAAGCGGAUGUCUUGAGUGAAGAGGCCAUACUGAAGUGGUACACCGAAGCCCACCUGGCCAAGGGGAAGAGCGUUUUCCUCGAGCAGAUGAAAAAAUUUGUUGAGUGGCUGAAGAACGCAGAGGAAGAGUCAGAAUCGGACGAAGAGGAGGCCGACUAAAACCUCCAUCGCCAGAUGAGCUUUUUUUUUUUCUUCUUCUUUUUUCUUUUUUGUUUUUUUUACAAGUAGCAGCAGGAGCGGUAGAAUGUCUUUUCCCCUUCUCUCUAUUCUACCUCCUGUUACUUCUAUAUCCCCACACAGACACACACACACACACACACACCCACCACAGACACACACACACACCCUCUUCCAUUACUGAAAAACAUUUAAAUGUUAUUUAAGCAAAAUAAAAAAAGGGCUCAGUCCUAAUUCGUAACAUGUUGGGUGUCGCGGCUGACCGUGGAAGCGGAAAACUUAUGGAUUCUCCCCUCUUUUGCUCAUUCUUUUUGGGGGGUGUUGUUAUUGUAAUGCCUUCUGUAAUUUGGAUACAAAACAUUCGAUGGGAUCACGAUGCUCGUACGAAUCUGAUCCAGAAUUUGGUUAAAAUUCACGUUUGCCUUUUUGCCAUAGGAGGCAGACGAAAACCUUUAGUGUGAUUCAGCCAAAGUUUGUUUCUUCCCCCACCCGCCCACCCCCCCUUUACUUUUAAUUUUGCCCGGCUCAUGUUUUGGCUCCUGUUCGGUCUUAAAACUUGACCUUCUUUCUUGACCUUUUGGUAAACCUGUACCGCGUGUCGAGAUCGCUCUGGUCAGUCCGUCAGAAGACACGCACCCCUGUAAGAUGCCUCGCCAGCUAACUGAUUAUUAUUGGUUUCUACUUUCUUUAAUCUGAUAUAAACCGAUUGACUUUUUUAUGAAAUAAAGAUUAUUGAAAUGGUUCA
Xiphias gladius (swordfish) is the source of this 2156-nucleotide messenger RNA. RefSeq names its product basic leucine zipper and W2 domains 1a (gene bzw1a). The coding region runs from base 134 to 1393 and encodes 419 amino acids. The record is from RefSeq and is a predicted model, not a curated record. The transcript is spliced from 12 exons. Gene Ontology annotation, cellular component: membrane; cytoplasm. Gene Ontology annotation, molecular function: protein binding. NCBI's taxonomy places the organism in Eukaryota, Metazoa, Chordata, Actinopteri, Istiophoriformes, Xiphiidae.